GCGUCGUUACGGUGGAGAGCUCUGUCGCGUGUGCUCGCCGAAGUUCUGUGCCAGCUGCUUUCAGUUUUGUUCUGCAACCUGCUAAUUUCGCGAGGAUUGUUUUUUUUGUGUGUGUGUGUUUAAUUUGCGACAAUUGAAGAAGCUUCUGCGGUGCUUGCAGGGUAUGCAAGGUUGACGACAGUUUGUCUUCCGUGUCUGUGUCAUUUUUAGUGCGAUCGACAGCCGUUUUCAACACCGACAACAGGUGUUUCUCAAGGUGGUGUGCAACACACAGAUUCGAGUUGAGAGGGAAGUGGUGUCUUCGUGCCCUGAAGGCAAAAGAAAGUGAGAUCAGAAGAAGGAAGUUGGAUGUGGUUCAAGAGUGUGGAAACAAGAAGAUAGUGUUGAUCUCAGGAAGAAGCUCAAGAGGAAACCAAGCACGCAAUCACUAAAAGUGUGUCAACGACGCUGCUGAAUGACAUAUUUCGCGCUUCUUAAAGUCACGCUGCGUCGCCCUACAGCGGAAGCUGAUCAAAGAUCGAAGAUUUGUACGUGAGGAAUUUCAAAAUUGCAAACAGGAACGUGUGUGGAACCAGAAGGAAAAGUUCAAAGUGCCGCACAACGAUCUGGAAUGUUAAUCGUAGUAGUGUCAUUGCUGCCAUUGUUGGCCCUCGUUGAAGUUGCCGCCUAGUGGGGAUUACUCACCGAGAUUUUCGCAGGGAAGAAACAGCUGGAUACAACAUACAGCACUGAAUAGUGUGCUCAGGUGUGGGUUUGAGAAUCGAAGUGCGGCCAGUACGAGUGCGUCCAUACCGGCGAAGACAAGAAGAAAAGCAAAUCAACGAAGGAAUGAACGUGGAUUAGCAGGGAAUUUUGCGCAGGAGUUGGUGGCAGAGAUUCAAGCAGGCAGUUGAUCUGUUUACAAGGUGUGCGCCAUUCGAACAGUCUGAACCUGUACAAACGACUGAUACUGGGUAGCUGAACAGCUGCGGUGUCGGAUAUCAAAGGAAUAGCUUGUUUGCAAAUAAGAUCUACCCAUAAAAAAACCACAGAACAAAGCAGAGAAGUUUGGCCAGACAAAAAAUGCUGUGAUAUAUGAGUUCACAAAUUAGAGUCGGCACCACGCCACCAUUUUUUGUUAUUCGCUCCACGCGAAUUUUAAUUUUUAAUUUGCAACUCUAAACAAAUUGCACUUUUUUUUUGUCAAAUUUAUAACCUGCCACGGUGAGGCGCAAAUUGAAUUUCUAAGGUUUGCACGCGGUGCAACCAACGAUGAUCGUGCGAGCGCACCUUGAUUGAUGAUAAUUGUCCUGUGAUUGCGCGGAACAACAAGAAGAAGAACUUCGAUUGGCAGAUCGAAUCUUGAAAAAAAGGAAAAAAAGUGUGAGUUUGUGUGUGUGCGCGGUAUGUGGGCAAGAUAAAGUGCGCGUUGAUAAGGCCCGGUGUCUGUUGCAGAUUUGAAAAUUACGUACCAACUCGCUAACGGGAUGAUGAUGCUGCGGAAAUCUUUUUAGCCGGGGAGCUUAAGGUGAAGUGUUGGUUGAUUGUUCUAAUAUCGUCACGGGUUGAGGAGAUUGAGCAAAGCGCGCGUGAUAUCGCAUUACUGUGCUAGCCAGCAGCAGCUGUUCGGGGUUGAAGAAGUAAAGUGCUGUUGUUGUCGGGAGUGAUGGUGAAAGAAGCUCACUUCUGAAUCGAUACAUCGCGCGGGUCGGGAGAGUUAAUAGGAUUGCGCUAACGAGUUUGAUCGCUAAGCGGAGAUAAGAGAUCGCGAACGACGGGCUUCUUGGAAAGCAGAUCGAUCGGUGGACGGCCAAGAUUGAGCGGCUGUUGGAGUACGAUACUAUACACGGAGAGGCAGUUUAGUUCUACGUGAGAUGUGCUGAUGGAAAGAUCUGCUGCUCAAACCGGCUAGACACGCUGGCUGGCUAUGGCCGAAGCCGCUAGUGCCUGUCAUCAUCUGGACGGAGAAACCUGCUGAACACUUACGACCGACCGACCAAACGACCAACCCACAAAAAACGAACGAAACGCUGCUGCUGUGACAGUUCGGCGUAGAAGCGUCAAACACAAUCACAAUGACCAAAGAAGAAUUAGCACCGCUAGACGCGGCGGUGACCAGAACUGGGCUCCCGUCCAGAGCAGCACCACCGUCCAGCCAUAAAAGGAUCGAGCGACGGAGGCGACGGCUGCCGAUGAUGUCCAGUAGGACGCGGAGUCCGUGGUUCCUGCUGCUGGCCGUCGUACUGAUGGUGACCCAGGCCCAGGCCGUCGACGGGAAGCUGCAGCUGUGCGAGGUUGAAACUGGGCAGACCAACAUCAUUCUGGAUAUUGAGGAGAGCCGGGGAAGUUCCGUCGGCCAGCGCACGACGCCCCCGGAGCUCCCGAUCUACGGUGACCCCGACGAGGAGAUCGCCCUGGAUCUGAUCUUCCCCAAGGGCAAGCCGACGUUCACGCUCGUCGGCAAGUCGCUGCAGCUGAUCCAUCCGCUGGACCGCGACGAGGAGAACCUCAGCCACAUCGUCUUCCAGAUAACCUGCACGAUCCGAUCGACGCGUCGCAAGCGCAACAUCCCGAUCAUCGUGCGUGUGUCGGAUGUCAACGAUAAUCCGCCGAUGUUUAUCAACACGCCGUACGAAACCACCGUGCCGGAGUCAACCCCGGUCGGGACGACCAUCUUCCGGAACGUCCAGGCCCAGGACAAGGACGCCGGUGUCAACGGCCUCGUCGAGUACUUCGUCGUCGAGGGCUCCCAGCAGAACAUCUCGGACAUCUCGCCGAACACGCUGACCGCGGCGGACGGGUACGGGGUGUUUGCGAUCGCGUACCCCCACCAGGGACAGGUCACCGUCGUCAAAACGUUGGAUUACGAGCGCAUUCAGCGGUACUACCUGACCAUCGUCGCUUCGGAUCGUGCACGCAACGCGUCCGAGAGGCUAUCAGCAACGACCACGCUGACGAUCGAUAUUGCCGACUCCGACGAUCAGGAUCCGUCCUUCAUCUACCGAGGAUGCGUCCUGCUGGACGGUGCCUGCUUGAACCCGGAGUACAGCGCAUCCGUUCCGGCCGGAACUCUCCAGGGAGUUCUCACCGUGACUCCAGAACGGAUCCAGGCCGUCGACCUGGACACAAUCAGUGCACCCAUCCGAUACUCGUUCCUCAGCGGUAUUCCCGGCAAUUACGACGACUACUUCGAGAUCGACCCGCAAACCGGAGUGCUGAAGCAGACCAAACUGGUGGACUCGUCAGUGACGGCGAAAAAGUUUGACAUCAGUGUCAAAGCGGAAGAGGUGUCCGAAAUGAAGCGAUUCGCAACCGCGAAGCUCACGAUCCACGUGAAACCGGUUGACGCGUUCCCACCGGUGAUCAACAUAACCUCAACCGAAGGUUACGUCGACGAAAACUCCCCAAUCGGAACGACCGUAACCGAUUCCAAAGGCAAACCAAUCCGUCUAACAACCACCGACGCCGACGCCGGCUCGGACGACGAACAGGUCGAGUACAUCUACGAAGUAACCACUCCCUCCUUCGUGGUCUCCAAAGCCGGGAUCCUCCAGGUCAACGAAGAGGGUCUCGAUCGCGAUCCUCCCAGCCAGGGUAAGUACCGCUUCCAGGUGGUAGCCCGCGAAGCCAACGGCAACGCCGCGAGCGCCCCCAUGAGCAUGACCGUCCACCUGAACGACGUCAACGACAACGCACCCAAACUGGCGAUGGUCGCCCCAGUCACCCUCACCGCCGGUGAUGGCCGUCGACUCGUCACCAAAGUGUCCGCCACCGACAAUGACGCCGGUGAAAACGCCGUCGUAACCUACUCCAUCUUCCACGUGUCCAACAACGGCGCAAGCAAGUUCACCGUCGACCCAAAAACCGGAGAAAUCGAGACACGAUCGCGACUCAACGCCGGCGAGCAGUACAGCAUCACUGUGCAAGCGGCCGACAUCGGCGGCCUAACCUCACAAGCGAUCGUUGAAGUCUCCGUAACCCCCGGACCGAACACGAAACCCCCGCGGUUCGUGAAACCCGUCUACGACGUGCAGGUCAGCGAGGGAGCCGAAAUCAACUCCACCGUGAUCGUGGUGAAAGCGGAAGAUCCGGAAAGUGACCCGGUCAAGUACGCGAUCACCACCGGGAACGACUUGCGACAGUUCUCGAUCGGUAAGGAAAGUGGCGUCAUCAGCGUGAUUCGCAAGCUCGACCGGGAAGACCUCACCCGAUACCAGCUGAUCAUCCGAGCGGAGGACAAUGGAGGUCUCGCUAGCAGCGCCACCGUCAACAUCAAGGUCACCGACAUCAACGACAAGAACCCGGAGUUUGACGAAAACAAUCUUCCUUACGUCUUCUCCGUCGACGAAGGCAAGGACAACGUGGUGAUCGGGACGGUUCGGGCCACCGACGCCGAUGAAGGAAUGAACGCCGAAAUCACGUACACUAUCCCGUCAGAUAUACCCUUCAAGAUCAACUCGCGAACGGGUGAGAUUCGUACGAAAUCCCAACUAGACUACGAAAAGCAGAAGGAGUACAAAUUUGUGGUGACGGCGCAGGAUGGUGCGCCGGAACCGAGACUUGGCACCGCAAGCGUGACCGUGAAGGUGCGGGACGUCCCAGAUGAGGUGCCGCGGUUCAUGGAGUCUGUGAUCGAGGUAAAGAUUCCGGAGAACGUACCCGAUAUGGCGGUGACGACGGUGCGAGCGUUCGAUCCGGACACCAAGCCGGAGAUCACGUACUCGCUGAAGCGUGGUCCGGGAGAUUUGUUUAAGAUUGACGCCAAGACGGGGCUGAUCAAGACGAUUCGAGGGUUGGACUACGAGAAGGAUAAGAUCCACGAGCUGAUCGUGGGAACGCUGGAGAACAACGGAACCAAUCCGGGGGAUUACAUCAAGGUAAUGGUCGAGGUUGAGGAUCGCAACGACAUUCCGCCGGUGUUUGUGUCGAUUCCGGAGCCGAUUAACAUCAAUGACGAUUUGCCGAUUGGAGCGAUCGUUGGAUCGAUGCCGGCAGUUGAUGGUGACGGGUCAUCACCGGGUAAUGUCGUGCGGUACGAGAUGGUUGGUCGGGGGAAGGCUCUGAAGUACUUCCAGGUGGAUCCGGACUCUGGGAUUGUGAGAAUUCGGGACGAGCUGAACAAGGAGGACGACACGGAGUACUUGGUGGAUGUGAGGGCAUACGAUAUGGGAGAGCCCCAGCUGAGCUCGGUCGCAACUUUGCCGAUCUACGUCAGUCACAUCCCGGCGAAUCCAAACGGAGAUUCGGCGGAAUCACGAGUGGAUGCUGGCGGUAUUGUGAAUCUGGAGGUUCAAGGAUUGGCCUUCAGUGACGACAGUUACACGACGAGCGUUCCGGAAUCUACCGGAAUGAACGCUACGAUCAAGUUGAUCCAGAUCAUCAACUCGAAGAAAGCUACCAAGCACAACGGUGGCUUCAAGUGUGAGAUCAUCAAGGGUAACGACAUCAACCUGUUCCGCAUUACAGUGGAAGAUCACGCUUGCGGGUUGGUACUGAACGGUCAACUCGACUACGAAACGACCACGACGCAUAACCUGGAGGUCCGUCUGGUAUCGAACAAGUACUUUGUGAACCAGCACAAGAACUUUGCCCAGGUUAAGGUGAUCGUGCAGGACGACAACGACAACGUGCCAAUGUUCCAGUUCCCGACCAACUACGGCAAGAGCAUACGAAACGACACCUACUACACGGUGAUCAACGCCAACGCGGAUAUGGACACUCCGCUGCUUACGGUGAAGGCGGUGGACAAGGACGCUGGGUUGUUCGGACAGGUCAAGUACCACAUCUACGACGAGCGGGUCAACGAAAUCCCGAACGACGACUCGCCGAGUUCGUUCUUCACGAUCGGUGAGGACAACGGCAUGCUCAAAACGCAGAAGAGUCUGCAGUCGGUAAAGCAGACGCCGCUGGUGUUUGUCGUGGAGGCGCGCGAUAACAACGGGGAUCCGCUGGCUGGGGUUGUCCAUAAGGCGAAGGCGCGUGUUGUGGCGAACUUGAUCUCGGACGUGAAUCGGAUGACGUUGGUGUUUUCCGAUUCGGCACCAAAGGACGUGAGGAGACACGUGCGGGCGUUGGAGGAGCUGCUGCACGAGAAGUCUACCGGGUUGAUAACGGGGAUUGAGAGGUUCAGCAGGCGGAAAAUACUGAAUGCGAAUGGGACGGUUGAGGAGUUGAUUGGAUCCACGGAUGUGUGGUUCUACGCGAUCGAUCCCAAAUCGGAGAAGAUCCUGGAGCGAAAUUCGUCCAUGGUAAGUAGCAACAUUUUGGCUCCGGCGGUCAUGUCGCAGAUCAACUACGAAGCUUCGAGUAUUGCUCGAGCCACCGCUCAGGGAAUUUUUGGUCCGGUGGAGCCCAAGCAGCAGAUCCAGAAGGUGAAGGCCGUCGUUGGUGUGAACGAGGAAGUUUUCCCGUACGCGCUGAUCGCGGUCGCCGUGGUGAUCCUGAUCCUCGGCUCCAUCGGUAUUGUGUACAUCUGCAUAUCCUGGUCAAAGUACAAAAACUUCAAGCAACGCAUGCGCCAGUACAAUGCCCCCGCUAGUCCGGUUCGCUACGACCCCGUAAUCAUCAAUUCCCAGGCCACGCAAGCCGCCGAGAACCAGACGAGUCUCAAAGAGUACGAGACCCAGGUGCUGGCGAUGGCCGUCCCGUUAGACGAAGGCGACGACCUUCAGCUAGACUUUAGCGCCAAGAACCAUGCCUUCAGCCUGGACAACGUCAGCUACAUCACGCACAAAGAGAACGGUCAGAACAGUCCUACCAACUCCGACGCGACGACGGCUGUUGUGGGUACUUUGCAGCGUAACAACAACAACAACACCAAGAACAAUAACAACCUGAACAUCAACAACCGGCAAAACACGCUCAACCGAACGCUCGAGAUGAACCGCAACAACUACCUGAACCCGCUGGGCGCCGUCAGCAACGGAACGCUGCCCGGCACGCUCACCCUCGGUCGGAUAAAAUCCGAGCGGAACAACUACAUUAAUGGCUACGGCGACACCCUGAACCGGAACAACCUGUCGAUGGCGCAGAACAACUCGUUCAACACGCUCGGCCGGAACCAUCGGAACAACAUCAACAACCACCACAGUCACCACAACGGAAACGGUGGUGGUGGGCCGACCCACGCGGAGAUCGUGACCAACACGCUGGGCAGGAACAACCGGUACACGGACGUGCCCGUCAGCAAUCCACUGUUCCACAUCCGACAAAACGGCGACCUGCAGUCCCAGCAGCACCUGAACCACACGAGCCCCACCAACGAGAACGUGACCUUCGGCAAGCGGGACUACGCCAACGCUACGCUUUCCUUCUCCUACCUGAACGAUCUGGACCGCUCGGACGCGGAAACGACCACCGAGCUGUAGAAAAAAUAGUUCAACCACCGUGUACAGAAUGACGCCAUUUUUGAGUGUGAGGAUAAUUUUUUAAAUGAUGAUGAACGGAGUAGUUCAAACUGCCGAUAGGAUUAGGUGAAUAUCUUUUACAAGUUUUUAGCCUGCCGUUGUUUUUAUGUUUUAAUAAGUUUAGUUAGCUGCAAUAUUUUAGUUUUUUUUUAACUCUUUCGUUCUCCUGUCCCCUUUUUUAUAUUUUACAACCUUAUUUUCUUAUGUAAAGAUAUGUGGCAUUUUCUACGUUUACUGCUAACCAAUUCUCAAACGAAUCAACCUACUCCUGCUUUAUAUGAUAGACUCGUACAAACUGCGAAGUAAUCUUACAAUUUACAUUAUUUAUAUCCGUACCCUGCUAGAAAAAAAGGUAAAGAAAGCUGUAAAAAUAAGAGAAGAAAAACGCCUAGGAAAAUAGAACAUGGAAGAUGGCAGCAAAUUUUCCAAACUGUACAUAUCGAGUCAUUGAGAUAGGUAAUAUUAAAACACAAAAAAAACGCGACCUUUAAACUUAACAACAGGAGCAUCGCCAGGGAGAAGAACCAAACCGCGAUCGCUCCAGGAACUGAACUAUGCUGUCCAUUUGUGUAAGGAAAUGGAGACGCAAACGAAAACAAGCAAUACUGGCUAGAGUUACUCAAUUUUACAUACCACACAACCAACCACGUUUUGUUGGAAUUGUUUGAAUCGGAGAAAAAAAAUGUGUAGUUGAAGAGAUCGUGUGCGAAUAAAAGGAAAAAUAAAGUGUGAAUGUGUUACUUUGUAAGGGAAAGCAAUUUUACUCGAAAAGCGCUGUAAAAAGUCGUAGAAAUAUUGAAAUAAAUCCGUCGAGAUGAGAUUAUUUAA
Messenger RNA from Culex quinquefasciatus (southern house mosquito), 8213 nucleotides. It is a transcript of the gene Cad99C, whose product is annotated as cadherin-99C. The transcript has 13 exons. Gene Ontology annotation, cellular component: plasma membrane. The coding region runs from base 2055 to 7346 and encodes 1763 amino acids. NCBI's taxonomy places the organism in Eukaryota, Metazoa, Arthropoda, Insecta, Diptera, Culicidae. Gene Ontology annotation, molecular function: calcium ion binding. The record is from RefSeq and is a predicted model, not a curated record. Gene Ontology annotation, biological process: homophilic cell-cell adhesion.